CAAACACCUGUAUCUCAACCUCAACCAACCGCACAAUCUCCCCAGGGAACUUCAGGGCAAUCAUCUUCACCUAAUAUUGGAUUGUAUAUUAUUAUUGCUAUAUGUGGUGUUAUAAUUGGUAUAAUUGGUAUAAUAUUAGCUGUUGCUGGAUAUUGUGUAUAUAAUAAACAUAUAGCUUCAAAAGAUAGCAAUAGUCCAACACAAGCAACCAAC
Molecule: messenger RNA, 213 nt
Organism: Racocetra persica
Lineage: Eukaryota; Fungi; Glomeromycota; Glomeromycetes; Diversisporales; Gigasporaceae
Source: the annotation of a GenBank genome assembly